Stylophora pistillata is the source of this 1299-nucleotide messenger RNA. Its product is annotated as apoptosis regulator Bcl-2. NCBI's taxonomy places the organism in Eukaryota, Metazoa, Cnidaria, Anthozoa, Scleractinia, Pocilloporidae. The record is from RefSeq and is a predicted model, not a curated record. Gene Ontology annotation, molecular function: BH domain binding. Gene Ontology annotation, biological process: release of cytochrome c from mitochondria; extrinsic apoptotic signaling pathway in absence of ligand; regulation of apoptotic process. Gene Ontology annotation, cellular component: mitochondrial outer membrane.
CUCCUCAAACAGACUCAGACAACAGUGUUUCGGUCCGAAAGACACCUAGUGAUUCAACGUUAUUUAUUGCGAAGCACGUUAAGGAUGUCACCCAUUGAAGUCAGUCAUACACCAAACCCCUCCACAAACAGAAGAAUGAAAAGUCAAGACGAAAAAUACGCUCACGAUCUUGCUUCCGACUACAUUUACUUCAACAAACUGGGAAAGGAGGCGUACAAAUCGAACACAAGAGUCGCUGCAAUUUUGCGGCGAGUUGGUGGAGAAGUGGAGAGAAGGCAUGAAGUGUUAUUGAAACAUAUGUGUAACAGGCUUAAUCUUAGAACAUCUAAUGUUGAAGCUACUUUUAGAGGAGUCGUGGAGGAAAUUUUCAGCACAGAAAUCAAUUGGGGACGUAUUGUAGUUUUGUACUGCUUUGCCGCCGAGGUUGCUGUAUUUUGCAGCAAAAACGACAUUGAUAUCGUCGAGGAUAUUGUAACAUGGCUAGCUGAAUAUGUGAGCGAGAGAAAACUCGCUGAAUGGAUCCGAAAAUCCGGAGGAUGGGAUGCAUUUUGUGAACAAUUUAAAGAUGUCAAAGCGGAGAGUGAGAAAUUUUGGUGGAACAGUAUUCUCUACACAACGCUGGGGCUUGGAACCCUGGCUGCAAUGUUAUAUGUGAAAAGUUAGCCUCAGUUGUAACUCUGGGUUUGAAACCACAGUUGUGCCUCAUUCCAGAUCAGGGUACCCCCCAUAGUACCAAGAGUGAUGGAUUUGCAAUUCACUCGCUAUAAGCACAGAUGAAUUGGAGGCUGCAAGAACCAUAGUGCGGCAACUUAGAACUGUCAAUGUCACAACAGACAGUAAUGCUAGUUGAGAUAACGACUGUUUUAGAAAUAUGUGUUCGAGUUGGUUCUUCUGCAGUCAAACUGUAGGAGUGAGGGAGAAACAGGAAUAUGUUGAAAUGAACCAAAGCCAUCGACAAAGGGUCUGAUCUAAUCAGCCUGCAGGAUAAAUAUUAUGUGGACACGUAAUGUAGGUUAAAGACUUAUUAAGAAACAAUCUUUAGAAUUUACCCUGUUCUAGUUAUGGUUAGUUUUUUUUUAUAAUUCUAGUUACCAGUAUAUCAAUUUUGGGUGAACAAAAAACAAGAAUCCACAACACUUAACAAUUCUUACAAACAUUUUGAUUUAGUUGGAUGAGUUGAUAAGCAAUAUUUAUAUGACCUUAAGUUUAUUUUGUCCAAUUUGAAGUUAAUGAUUUUAACUUUUAUCUUACAGAUAAAAUAAAAGUAUCCAUGUGAAUGGAAAAUAUUCUUUCAUAAAA